Messenger RNA from Colletotrichum truncatum, 1203 nucleotides. The record is from RefSeq and is a predicted model, not a curated record. NCBI's taxonomy places the organism in Eukaryota, Fungi, Ascomycota, Sordariomycetes, Glomerellales, Glomerellaceae.
AUGUUUGUUGGCUUACAAGAACACCGACACGACAUGAACAGGCUGCCGCCGCCCAACACUUUCAACCAGGCUCGCAACGACGACGUGCCUCGUGUUCUCCCCAGCCUCUCUUCCUUUGGCUACGACGACAGGAUGGACGUGGAUGCCCGCUACGAAUCGAAACCCUCGGGAGGCCCUCGCCAUGAGGUGGAAGUCGCAACGACCCUCGCCUCUAUGGCCUCCUUCAACAUCAAAUCGCCCACGCUUCCCUCUCCAACCCAAAGCUUCUCCUCGGUAAAGUCUGAAGUCCCAGGAAUGACGAGGUCAACCAAUUCCCAGUUCUCCUCUCCAGAACCUAGAUCACCGGACCUGCCUUCAGUAAACAGCCACCUAUCUUUCGGCAAGGACGGCGGCAACAGCAACUCACAAAUUACCCUCCCGCGCCUUCGCGAGCUGGAUCUGCGGCUUCCAGAACCCGAGUUCCCCUCCGCGCCGUCAAGCUCAAGCUUCAUGGGCUCGCUCAACGGACCUCGCCGCACAAGUCUCGAGUCCAUAGGCUCAUUUCCGGAAACGCGCAUCGACGUCUCGUCGCCCACAGCAUUUCGCAUGCCCAUCCCACCCAUGGCUUAUCCGGAUGCUCUCCCGUCGCCAACCCACAGGAGCCAUCCCCUCUCACCACCCGGCCGCCGCCUUCAGCAGAGGCUUCCCGUAACCAUGCGCACAGGAGGCUCCAGCCCUAACCGCCGUCCUCGCCGCUCGCCCACGGGCUCCCGUUGCAACGUGAAGUACACGAUUCAGCAGGUCGACUUCAUUGACUACUUCCGUGUGGACCACCACCUCUCCUGGAAAGAAGUCGAGGCGAAAUACGCCUCCGUCUUCCCUGAGGACGCGGCCAAGGGUCACAAGCGCGGCCCUCAAGGACUGCAGGGUGUGUACUACCGCAAGAACAAGCAAAUCCCUGCCACGGACCAGAACAACCUCUUCAUCUUUGACGAGGACGAUAACCCCCGGACCUUCCAGUGUGACGUACGGGAACAGGGCAAAAAAAUGAACAACUCCAUCGGGCUGUUGGCCAUGCACCCUGAACGAGCCAUUACGUACUCUUGGGUUUCUGAGGAGCACAAGAGGCAGUACGAUAAGAUUGGUCGCGCAAGACAAGCACAGCUCGAUGCCGCAGAGCAGCGCAAGAAACGCAGGCGAGCCAUUCAGAACAGCAGGCUUUGA